Penicillium brevicompactum is the source of this 291-nucleotide messenger RNA. RefSeq lists its product as uncharacterized. The coding region runs from base 1 to 291 and encodes 96 amino acids. The record is from RefSeq and is a predicted model, not a curated record. The transcript has a single exon. Lineage: Eukaryota; Fungi; Ascomycota; Eurotiomycetes; Eurotiales; Aspergillaceae.
AUGUCGACCGAAUUCUUUUGCUGCUCAGAUAUUCAUCCUCCCUACGAAGGAUUAGGUUAUGAGGUCCAUAAGCUCAAUGAGUUUAUCAAAUGGGCAAAGACUACCCUCCCAGGCCCCUACGAGACCAAUCCCCGCGAACCAGCAUUCAUCAUCGAGCUACAGCAGCGCAAUUCGAGCUCAAUACUUCCCCCUCGAUAUUUCAUCCCAAUCGAGCACCACUUCAGACACGACAGGUUUCAGGAAAUACGCAAAGCUUCUGUGGAAGAAAAAUUCCAGCUUGUAGCUUCGUGA